AUGCUGACUGUGGUCAAGUGGGCUCGCAGAGUUCGACUACUUAACCAUGCAACACCAGCAGCGUUACCCCAAAAUCUUCCGAAUCUGACGACCGGCGAAUUGCAAUCAGCAUGGGAGCAUUGGAUCUUCGCAGAAGAGAGGAAACGUACUGCGCUCGGAAUCUUCAUCCUUGAUGCUGAGUUAGCAAAGAUUCAUCAUCAUGAACCAUAUCUACGUCCUGCCACUCCGCGUCUUCCGGCCAUCUCCUCAGAUGACGCGUUUGCAGCCAGUAAUGCAAAUGCUUGGAAGGAGAUUGUUCAUCAACAGAGUCAAAAAUCUGGAAGCAGGACCUCAUUGCCAACUGAGGUGCAGGAGCGAAGGCCUGCCGGGAAGAGUGACUUCGAACUCUGCGCCAUGCUUGAGUCCAUUAGUGCUAUGGCCUGUGAACGCGAAGAGCCUUUCUCGACCGUCCCUCAUCUGACCGAGAAGUGCCAGGAAAUGCUUAUAUCCUGGUACGAGACGCAUCUAUCUACUGCUGCUCGUGGUCAAAUCUCGGCUUAUCCACUACGGGUUCUCUGGCACUCGACUUUCAUUCUCUUAUACUCAAACCUUGACGUUCUUGAGCGAGCCUGCGGUCGAGACGGGCCUGAGGCAGCUCAAGAAGCCAUUGGAUACGCUCGCACGUGGGCAAAUUCCCUAGAGGCGACCAGAUCUCUAGUACACGCUGUCUGCGUCAGAAAUUACUUCGAGUCAAUGCCUAUUGGGUCCGAGUGUCCACUACACAUUCCCACCUGUCUUUACCAUUGCGGGAUCAUCUGGUUCUGUUUUGGACAUUUUGGGGACAUCAGCAAUAGACUAACCAUCGAACGCAACUUCCCUGAACUAGAUCUAGUUGGGAUGAACGUCGACGAAAUUAAUGCGACAGAAUUGAGGAACUCAAGAGUUCAGCGAAACGCCGCGAAUCAGGUCUUCAGGAUUGUCGGUCUGCUACAGAGUAUACGCCAUUGGAAGCUGUCUUUGAGUCUUGCUUCAACGUUGCUCGCGCUUAUAGAGGAGCAGGAUAAUGUGUUUUAG
This is a messenger RNA of Aspergillus pseudoviridinutans, 1053 nucleotides long. RefSeq lists its product as uncharacterized. The transcript is spliced from 2 exons. Gene Ontology annotation, molecular function: zinc ion binding; DNA-binding transcription factor activity, RNA polymerase II-specific; RNA polymerase II cis-regulatory region sequence-specific DNA binding. Gene Ontology annotation, cellular component: chromatin. The coding region runs from base 1 to 1053 and encodes 350 amino acids. The record is from RefSeq and is a predicted model, not a curated record. Gene Ontology annotation, biological process: regulation of transcription by RNA polymerase II; DNA-templated transcription. NCBI's taxonomy places the organism in Eukaryota, Fungi, Ascomycota, Eurotiomycetes, Eurotiales, Aspergillaceae.